AUAAAAGAAAGUCAAGCCCGAGAGUCUUUAGGUUUCAUGGCUGAUUCAGACAAUGAGUCUGGAGGGCAAAACAACAGCAAUACAAACUACAGUGAGACAUCAUCAAGGGAGCAGGACAAGCUCUUGCCUAUAGCCAAUGUUAGCAGGAUCAUGAAGAAAGCCUUACCAGCUAAUGCAAAGAUCUCGAAGGAUGGGAAGGAGACCGUGCAAGAGUGUGUGUCUGAGUUCAUUAGCUUCAUCACCGGAGAGGCAUCAGACAAGUGUCAAAGAGAGAAGAGGAAGACAGUCAAUGGUGAUGAUCUUUUGUGGGCCAUGACAACUUUGGGUUUUGAAGAUUAUGCUGAACCCUUGAAGAUUUAUCUGCAAAAGUUUAGGGAGACGGAAGGAGAGAGGACUGCUGCCAUGGGAACAGUUAGGCAAGGUGAUCAAAGAGAUGGUGCUGUCGUAAAUAGUGGAGAUUCUGGGGGUGGGUUCGGUGGAAGUGGGGGCAAUGUGUAUGGUGGGAUGCAGCCAAGUAUGAUGAUGAUGGGACACCAUCCCCUUCAUCAAGGCAACAUGUAUGGUUCUGCUUCUGGUAGGCCAAAGUAAUGGUAACUCAUAUUUUGCUAGGGUUACGUCCUGUUGUUUUUAAGUACCUUUUUCUUUUUAUUUCUUUCUUAAUUUCUUCUUGCUUUCUAAUUAUAUCUGUAGUACUGGUAAUUACAAUGGUUGAUGAUGCAUGCCAUGCCAUGGUGUUUGUAAUUCUCUUUCUUUUUCUUUAAUAAUUAGAUAUUAAUUAGGUAA
Messenger RNA from Populus nigra (black poplar), 783 nucleotides. RefSeq names its product nuclear transcription factor Y subunit B-3-like. Gene Ontology annotation, cellular component: nucleus; CCAAT-binding factor complex. Gene Ontology annotation, molecular function: DNA-binding transcription activator activity, RNA polymerase II-specific; protein heterodimerization activity; RNA polymerase II cis-regulatory region sequence-specific DNA binding. The transcript has a single exon. The record is from RefSeq and is a predicted model, not a curated record. Lineage: Eukaryota; Viridiplantae; Streptophyta; Magnoliopsida; Malpighiales; Salicaceae. Gene Ontology annotation, biological process: regulation of transcription by RNA polymerase II. The coding region runs from base 37 to 588 and encodes 183 amino acids.